Messenger RNA from Exophiala dermatitidis NIH/UT8656, 312 nucleotides. RefSeq lists its product as uncharacterized. The transcript is spliced from 2 exons. Bases 1 to 312 code for a protein of 103 amino acids. Lineage: Eukaryota; Fungi; Ascomycota; Eurotiomycetes; Chaetothyriales; Herpotrichiellaceae. The record is from RefSeq and is a predicted model, not a curated record.
AUGUCUCGAUCGACGAACAGUCUGAGCAUCGCACAGCAGCUUCGAAAGACCACUCAGUUGGGCUUGGAUGAUUCCUCCAAGAAGCAGCCUGGCAACAACUACACGUCCAAAGUCAAGAUCGGGCAAAAAUACAACAUCAUCGGCUUCAUCAGCAGUGGCACCUACGGCCGGGUAUACAAGGCCGUCGAGAAAAACCCUCGUAGUGAUCCCUCAAGUCCUGUGGGCUCCAGCGCACCCAAGGAGCUAUAUGCCAUCAAGAAGCAAGUCCCCGCCCUUUUCAACUUCUUCAACACGAAGCGAGCAUAUUGCUAA